This is a messenger RNA of Rhipicephalus sanguineus (brown dog tick), 2615 nucleotides long. RefSeq names its product mucolipin-3. Bases 237 to 2105 code for a protein of 622 amino acids. The transcript has a single exon. Gene Ontology annotation, cellular component: plasma membrane; lysosomal membrane. NCBI's taxonomy places the organism in Eukaryota, Metazoa, Arthropoda, Arachnida, Ixodida, Ixodidae. Gene Ontology annotation, molecular function: NAADP-sensitive calcium-release channel activity. The record is from RefSeq and is a predicted model, not a curated record.
UCUGCACAUACAGAAGUAACAGAAGGUGGAUGAUCAUGAGCUGCUGAGGUAACCCUUUAGCGCAUCGCAACAAAGCAUGCCUUGGCGGGCGUGUAGGCGAUCUGUGCCAAUUUUACGGCACGGUUAGCCCACGGUCGUCUGAUCCGACGUUAUCUCAUUUCGGCAUACGACCUCGUAAAUGAAAAUGAUGGUUUAGUGUACGUAUCAGUGUGACGGUUCCGUUGUUACGUGGAAACAUGGAUAAGGGAAUGCACCAAGGUCCAUCUGCGGCGCGCGGCUCGUGCGGUCCCUACAACAGCGAAGUGUACGUGCGUAGGCCCGGAAAUACAACCAUCCAAGAACACGUUUCUAGCGGCGUAGACGCUGCGACAUACGAUUCGACGGACGAUGCUACGCAAGGCGACACAAGUUCCUGGGAAGCGAAUGACGAUUCGGAUCUCCAUCCGAACGUGCGCGACCGUAUGCGCAGAAAGCUGCGUUUCUUCUUCAUGAACCCUAUCGAGAAGUUCCAGGCCAAGAAACGUAUUCCUUGGAAGUUGGUGUUGCAAGUCGUGAAGAUUGCGCUAGUCACCCUACAGAUUGUGUUGUUCGGUACGAACAGCUAUUCGUACCAGCAGCAGCAUAGGGACACCACCGUAGCCUUGCAUCACAUCUUUCUCUUCGAUUGGGACAGUGUGCGUGAAAUCGCCAACUAUCCGCCCGCUGCCGGGCCGUAUGCAGUGUACACGAAGACGGAGUUCUACAGGCACGUUGACCAUGUCGUAAGAAGGUACUCCAACGUCACGACAGCGGCAAUCGGCUCGUUCGGUUACGACUCCCCGACAGGUGCUCUGGUCCCCCUCGUUUUCUGCAAGACCUACUAUCGCAAGGGCUACGUGUGGCCCUUUAACGAUACCCUAAUCUUUGACAACUACCCCGUGCGUCGUUGCCUAGCCGUGGAAGGACCUGAAGCGGGUAGCCCCGUUUGGCACAACUUCAGCACCGAGAGUUACCUCCGGGAGCAUAAUUUCUCCCUUAUCUUCGAGCGCCUCAUAAACGUUCAUUUAGAGUUUACCCUCAAGACGGUGUACCUUAAGAGUCUUAGCAAGUUUGAUUUGCCUGACUGCUACCGGUACAAUAUCACUAUAUCCUAUGACAACGAAGCCCACGACGGGCAGCUGUUGAUAUCGCUUGGCGUACAUUCAAGAAAGCUGGACUGCACCACCAAUGUGUUGUACACAGACUCUAACAAGAUAGCGUAUGCAUGCCUCCAGGCUGUCAAUGUAAUCGUUAUUGUUAUCUGUGCUUCCUCACUAGUGCUGUGUGUCAGGUCUCUUGUCCGUGGCCAAAUACUGCGAAGAAAGACGGUAAAGUUCUUUGCAAAGUACUACAAGAAGAAGCUUACCCUAGCCGACGAGAUGGAGUUCGUUGAUUUCUGGUACGUAAUGAUUGCCAUCAAUGACGUUCUCAUCAUUCUGGGCUCCUGCUUGAAGAUACAACUGGAGCAGCGCGUCUUAGAUGGUCAGCAAUACAACUUGUGCUCUGCACUUCUCGGAACUGGAAACCUUCUUGUCUGGGCCGGAGUGCUGCGCUACCUGGGCUUUUUCAAGAAGUACAACAUCCUCAUCCUAACGAUGCGUCGGGCGUUCCCCAACAUCUUACGCUUUCUACUCUGCGCACUGCUUCUGUACUGUGGUUUCUGUUUCUGCGGUUGGGUAGUCCUGGGGCCGCACCACAUCAAGUUUCGCUCGCUCAGCAUGACCUCCGAGUGUCUGUUUGCCCUCAUGAACGGAGACGACAUGUUCGCCACGUUUGCCAUCCUGUCGGAGACCGACGGCAUCAUCUGGUGGUUCUGCAGACUCUACCUCUACCUGUUCCUGAUUCUCUUCAUCUACUGCGUCCUCAGCUUGUUCCUCUCGGUGAUCAUGGACUCGUACGAGACGAUCCGUGAAAUACACGAGCACGGCGCGCAGCCCGGUGAGCUGCAAAAGUUCAUCUCCGAAUGCAGCGACACGGCCACGAGCACGGCUUACCUGGAGGAUGACCAUUCGCCGAAGCGAAGCACGGCGAAUGUUAUAGCCGACUUCUUUCGGUGCUUUCGCAGGAGAGGUUACACUGCUAUAUGAUGCUUCAUGGAUUUUACUCCGUGGUCCAAUGAAGCUAGUGCUCUUGUUUUUAUUUAAAUGCAAGAUAUAGAGGAAUUGACUUUUUGCGGCCCACCGUGACUGUUAGUACUAUCACGUAUAGCACUGGAAUGAAUCUCUGUUGAUUGACCUUGUAAGUGAUUAAUGUUACGGUACCAUUGACAAGAAUAGGGUUUUAUUAAUGUUUUACUAGUAGCUGUCAGACUGCUGUAAGCAGUUAUUACACGUAGUGAGUACUAUAAACACACAAGACUGAUUGGUGCACAGUGAUGUUUCAGUUCUUAUUGUUCGUCAUCAUCUCGUUCACGCUUGUUGAUGUCAUGAUAUAAUGUGGCAGCUGCCGUGUUUUCUUUAUAAAUGCUGCUAUGUGUGCAUCAUAGCAACUAGAUUUGUGAAUAGUUGGUAAACAAGGACAACAAUUUUAUGCUGUAUGAAUUGUUACGUGGGCUUGCAAAGUGAGCUUUGUUCACUCGUUAAUGUUCCUGACAACCA